GAAAAUAUGAAACUUGGCCCUUGUCUUCUUGAAGGGAGUAACUUUGUACAUUUUCACAGGUGACUGAAAUAAAAAUUCCACUUUACUCUCACAUAAAAUGUAAAUAGCUGGUGUGUAGUACUUUAAAGCCAGGUAUAACUUGCACCCCUACAGUCUCGGAACUUGGGCAGUAGAAGAGUUUUCUGAGUUUGAGGCUAGCCUGAAACAUGGUGUGAGGUUAUCUCCUGAAACCUUGGGUUUGUGAUGUAGGUCAGUGGCAUAGCAGACAGAGCACAUGGCUAAGCAAACACAAGGCUGGGGUCAAUAGUGGGCAUCAUCCAAGCAAAAAACAAUGUAUGCUUCACCCCAAUGACUUCAAAUUAGAGAAGCUGUGCAGGGGAUGUGGCUCAGCGAUAGGGUACUUGCCUAGCACACACAAAGAUCUUCACGACUGGGGACACAGGAGGCAGAGAAACAAAAGGAAUCCAUAGAAUCUAAAUCAAAACAAAAAAGCCCCACAACCCAAUAGUCUACCUUCAGAAAAGCAAGGGUCAACAUUCUAGCACAAAAAGAAGCAGGACACAACCUCUACCCCAUAGCUGAGUGGCUGACAACUGAUGGCUUCUGGAGGAGGAAGCCUUGUUGUUUGUUGAAGGAUGUAGCCCUAGCAGGUCCACCAUGUUCCAGUGGAUAGCCUCACACCUCUGAAUAUAUAGGAAGUACAACGUGUAGUCAGUGAGCUAGAAAAUACAUGGAAGGGAUUAAGGGGAUACUGAUCAAAUUAUAACACCAAAUGCAUGUAUGAAACUAAUAAAAAUAUCUUUUUAAAAAAUUCUAUUGGGGACUGGAGAGAUGGCUCAGGGUUUAAGAGCACUGACUGCUCUUCCAGAGGUCCUGAGUUCAAAUCCCAGCAACCACUUGGUGGCUCACAACCAUCUGUAAUGGGAUCCAAUACCCUUUUUUGGUGUUUCUGAAGAACCAAAGCCUGGUCAGACGGUGGUGGCACACAUAUUUAAUCCCACCACUGGGGAAGCAGUGGCAGGCAAAUCUCUUAAGUUUCUGGCCAGCCUGGGCUACAGAGAGAGUUUUAGGAUACCCAAGGGUACACAGAGAAACCCUGUGUUGAAAACCAAACCAAACCAACAAAAACCAAAACAAAGCCCAAGACAGAACAUUAGGUAACUGUAAACACACAGUAACCUAAGCUACUCACAUGCCUAAUGUUUGAUAACAAAUAUUCCCAAUGUGGUCAAAGUUGGCUAUAACUAGUCAAGUAUUUGUACUGAAAUGCACUUGCCUUUGUAAGCUUUCUCCACUAUUGUGAGAUGGGGCCUCAGUUUAGCCUAGGUUAGUCAGGUGCUACUAUGAAACCCUGGCUAACCUCAAACCUAGUACAGUUCUGCCCCAGCCUCCUAAAUGCUGAGAUUAUAGGCCUGAGCCAACAUACUUGGCCUUUGUCUUCUUGAAGGGAGUUAACUCUACAUUUUCACAGAUGAUUGAAAUAAAAAUUCCACUUUACUCUCACAUAAAAUGUAAAUAGAAGGCAGGUGUAGUGGCGUAUGCCUUUAAUCCCAGCACUUGGGAGGCAGAGGCAGGUGAAUUUCUGAGUUUGAGGCCAGCCUGGUCUACAGAGUGAGUUCCAGGACAGCCAGGGCUACACAGACAAACCGUGUCUCGAAAACCUCGAAAAAAAAAUAUAUACACACAUAUGCAUACACAUAUAUACACAUAUACAUACAUACACACACACACACACACACACACACACACACACACACACACACACACACGAGCGCAUUUAUUUCUGAGAUAGUCUUGCUUUAUUGCCCAGAUUUGCAACUACCCUGCCUUAGAUUUCUGAUGGUUCAGGCUAUCUGAAAGAGGUGUGUAUUUUCAAAUGUAACCCUAGUGAUUUGGUUCUUGUUGUUGUUUUUUUUUAUUUUUGUUUUGGUUUUGAAACAGGGUCUUGCUAUGUAGCCCUUCCUGGCCUGGACAACUCACUAUGUAGACAGAAUUAUGCUUGAACUUACAGCGAUUCACAUGUGUUUGUCUCCAAAGUGCACCACACACACACCCCCAUGUAUUAAUGUACUUUAUUGUGCCCAGGCUGAUCUCAAUUUCUAGACUCCAAAAAUCUUUUCCCUUCCCUUCCCAGCAGCAUGGCAUGUAUUAAGCUUGGCUCAGAAAAGCAACUUUUAAAUUUGUUUUAAGACAAAGGUCUCCCAUGGCUCAGAACUGUGGAGCUAAAGCUGGCCUUCAAUGCCUGUCCUCCUGCCUCCUCUCAAGUGCUAGGAUUAGAGGUGUGACCCACCAUGUCUGGCUCAGUAAAGUAUUUAAGGAAAAUAUUAAAUUUAGACUCUGAAAUAAUAUUGGAGCUGCUGACCAAAGGGUAAAAGACAGCUAUACUUUGCAGGUAGAAGAAGACAAAUGAUCUGGAAAACAAAAGUUGAGUCAUUGAUCAGAAUGUCUUAGAAUAUUGAAUGACUACCACUUGGAUUCUUGAUUUGUUUUGUUUAUUGUUUUGUGACAGGAUUUCACUAUGUAGCCCCGGCUGUCCUGGAACUUUCUAGAUACACCAGGCUGGCCUUAAAACUCAAGAGAUCUGUAUCUGCCUCUGCUUCCUGAGAGCAGGGACUAAAGGUGUGCACUACUAGACCCAGCACCAUUUGGGUUCUUAUUGAAGAUACAAAGGCUGAGUUUUAGACAGAUCAGUAAUUUAACUUUUGCAAAUCUUCCCAAUAGUUCCAGAUUUAGUUCAUUAUGUGGAAUCCGCAGGAGUCCUUAGGCUCAAUCCCUAGCAUCUCCCAGCAACUUCCAAAUGGGUCAUAGUGCUAAACCUUUCAUUCCUGUGCUUGGAAUUUUAAGUGGAGGCAAGAUCAGGAGUUCAAAGCCAUCCCCAAUUACCUACUGAGUUUGAGUCCAGUCUGGUCUACACUAGAUUCUGCCUCAGAAAGACAGUUUUAUUUUUGUUAAAGUAAAAUAACCCUUUUCUUGAGUUUUGCUUAUAAAGAAGAAAUUCAAUUAUGAAAAAUUAUCUAAUGACAUGGGACAGCAACUCUAGUUCUAUGACAAACCUUUACACACCAACAAACCUCAAAGGCUGAGCUGCUACAGGAAGCUGGUAGUAAAUUUUUAAAAACCUAAUAUGAUUUUUCCAGUUCCCAAAAGCAGUGCCAAUGUUUUUUUAUUUCUUUUCUUUUCUCCUUUUUAAUGAGUCCUCACUGUGCUGACCAAGGUGGUGCUCAUCAUUAUUCCCAGCACCCAGGAGGCAGAGGAAGGUUUUCUGUGAGGUUGAAGCCAACCUGGUCUACAAAGGAAGUUCCAGGUCAGCCAGGGUUACACAGAGAGUCUAUGUUUCAAAAAACAACAACAACCAGAAAACAGAAGCAAGUAGAGUCUCACUGUGAUAUACGCUGACCUAGAAUUUGCUGUGUGGUCCUGGCUGGCAGUGAACUCUCAGCAAUCUUUCUGCUUCGGCCCUCUAAGUGUUGGGAUUACAAAUAUGAGGUGCCACACCCACCUUUUUUUUUUCAAGAAUAAUAAAAAUUUCGGAUUAGGGAGAUCAUUUAGUAGGUAAAGUGGUUGAUCACCAAACAUGAGAACCAGAGUUUUGCUCCUCAGAGCUUGCUAGCUAAUCAAAUGUCAGCUCUGGCUUCAGUAAGACCCUGUCUCAAAAGACAAGGUGGAAAGCAAAAGAGAAAGACACCUGACCUCUAUGGCCUCUGCAUGCAUAUGCAACCUGCACACAUAUGCACACACCACACAUAUACAAGUAAAAAUUCAGACUUUAAAGUCUCAUCUGAAGCCAUUAUUUUCUCUCUAGCUUUGACAGGCUAUCAUGUAACCCAAGCUGGCCUCAAACUAACCAUGCACCUACAGCUGGCCCUGAAUUCCUGAACCUCUUGCCUUAAGUUUCCCUAGUGUUGCCGGGCAGUGGUGGCAUAUGCCUUUAAUCCCAGCACUUGCAAGGCAGAGGCAGGCAAAUUUCUGAGUUCCAGGCCAGCAUGGUCUACAGAGUGAGAUCCAGGAGAGCCAGGACUAUACAGAGAAACCCUGUUUCAAAAAAACCAAGAAAAAAAAAAGUUUCCCCAGUGUUAGAAUUACCGAAUUACCGCUGUGUGACACCACAUCUAGCCCCUAUCCCUUUUGUUUUGAGAUGAGGUCUCACUAUGUAGCUCUGGGCUUGGAACUCAAUAUGUAGACCAGGCUGGCCUUGAAUUCCCAGAGAUAUGCUAGCCUUCGAGCUGAUAUUAAAUGCAUGUUUCACCAAGCCCAUUUUCUUUCUUUUUUUAAAGUUUAAUUUAUGAGUAAUUACCUACAUGUAUGUGUGUGCACCAUGUACAUGCCUGUUACCUGAGGAGGUCAAGAGUGCGUUGGAUCAUCUGGAACUGGAGUAACACAGUUAUGAGCUACUGUGUGGUUCUUAAGUUUACUGAACCUGGGUUCUCUCCAAGAGCAGAAAGUGUUCUUAACCACUAAGUCAUCUCUUCAAUCACAUAGAGACUAUUACUGGUCUUCAGUGAACAAAAGCUAUAUUCCUGAAUCCCAGCCACUUGGGAGAGGCAGGCAAGUAUCUGUGAGUUCCAUGCCAGUCAGAGCUAAAUAGUGAGGCCUUUUCUUAAAAACUGCAGCAGGUAUUCAAACAUCAUGUAUGAUGGAGAGCGCUUUUAGUCCAGGCAGUCAGGUGGACAUCUAUGAGUUUGAGGCCAGCCUGGUCUACAUACAUAGUGAGACCCUGUCUUGAACAAAACUAACAACAACCCAAAACCAAACCAACCAAACAAGCCUACCUUAAGAUUUUAUUUUUUAAUCAUGUGUCUGGGUAUGUCUGUGCCUCAGGGUGUGUGAGCAUGUACAAGCACUCUUAGAGGCCAUGUUGGAUUCCCUAGAGGUGGAGAGAUAGCAGCUGUGAGCCCCCCAGUGUGGGUGCUGGGACUUGAACUCAGGCCCCCUAAAAUAACACUUUGCCCUCUUUACCACUGAGCCAUCUCUCCAGUCCUGGGGGCUGCUUUAAACAUGGAAUUCUGCAUACCCAGAUAAUGCCAAUGCAACUUUCAGGCAAAAGCAGAUUAUCAAAUUUGGGACUGGAAGGAACAUCUUCCUUUUAGUUCUAGAAAAUGGUCACUAAGCCUAAUAGCAUUCAAACAAUCUGAUCAGAGAAAAAAGCAUAUGAUGGAUCACAUCUAACCCUAGCUUUGGCUACUUAUUGAUUUCACAGCCAGUUUGGUCUACACAGUGAAUUCUGGGACAGCCAGGGUAUACAGCGAGCCUGGUCUCCAGAAGGAAAAAGAAAAAAAGAAAAAAAAAAAAAAAGGAUAAAUCUCGGGAGUUGGGAGCUUACACAGAGAUGCAUGUAUGUCUCAGAAGCAAGCACUUUCAUGGCACCAAGGAAUAAUUUGGAAAUUUGGAGAAGCAUUUCUACCUCUGCCCAUGUAUCCAACUUAUAGAGUGACUGGUCUUCACAAGUUGGCUGUCAGAAAAAUAUAAAAUACCAAGGACUUAAGAAUCACAACUGCUUUGGUGCCAUGAGACACUGAUCCUACUCAGUUUCCUUAGAUGGCUUUUCUUUUGUGUACACCCCAGCCAAACCUAAAGUAAGGCAGGUCUUAUAUAUGCUCUAGUAAGUUUAUUGGUGGAGAGGUAAAAGACAGAGCCUCGUAGCUUCUGAAGACUCUACUUCUAAAGUAGAAAGGGCUGUCUAUACAGGUACAGAAGAGUGAGCACUUGAGGUACCGUGAGGGAAGCAGUGUUUCUCCAUUCAGAGUUAGAAACUGAGGCAGUUAGGGUUUUCCUGAGCCACUACCUCCUCACCUUGCCAUAGCUAAUGCUUUUUUGUAUUCAUUUUGUGUAUGAAUAUGCAGGUCCAUAUGCAUGGGGAUGUGCACACUCCUGUAUAUGGAGGGAGGCCAGAGGGUAAUCCUUGGUGCCAUCCAUCUGUGCCAUUUCCCACAGACAUACACUUAUUUACUGGAGACAAACCCUCUUACUGGUAAACUGUCACUAGCCAAGUACACUCAGCAAACCCCAGGAAUCUGCCUGUCUCUGCCUCCCUAACACCCCUUCCCCCCAACAGGGGCUUCUCUGUGUAGCCCUGGCUGUCUUGGAGCUUCCUUUAUAGGCCAGGUUAGUCUCAAAUGCAAAAGAUCCGCCUGCCUCUGCCUCCCAAGAAGAAAUGCCCCACCACCUUUUGAGUAUGUAUGAGUCUACCUGCAUAAAUGUUAUGUGCACCACAUGCAUGCCUGAUACCCAUGGGAUUCAGAAAAGGGCCCGGGAACUGGCAUCAGUCACGUUCUACCUUUGUGGGUGCUGGGAAUCGAACAUGGAUCACUGCAAGAGCAGUAAGUACUCUUACCUGCUCAACAUUGCUCUAGGCCCCAGCUUCUUUUAACUUGAGUUCUAGAGACAACUUAGGUCUUCAUGCUUAAACACUCACUGGCUGAGUUGUCUCUCCCUCCCAUUGUUUGUUGAGAUAGGGUCUCACUGUAACUCAGACUGGUAUUCAGUAUGUCAAUCCACCUGCCUCAGCCUCCUAAGUAUAAGGAUUAUACUGAGCACCUCUCAACUACUUAAAAAUCAAGGAAUGGAAACACUUAAACACUGUCAAACCUUCAUUUAUAAAUGAAUAACAAAUGUCUGCCGGAACCCCCAGGUCCCCUUUCAGCUCCUGUGCCUAUCUGGCUCCUACCAAGUUAAGAGUCACACUUUCCUAACUCAUUCCCAACUCCCAGUCUCCACUCCUGAGCAGGCUAUUGCAAGUGCUGUUCCACCCAGCCACAUCCCUUUCUUUCUUUCUUUCUGAGACAGGAUCUUAACCUGCAGCCAAGGUUAGCCUCCAAUUUUGUGGGUACCUUUGCCUCUGCCUCCCAAGUGCUGGGAUUAGCAUGAGGCUCCAUACCAGGCGCCUCAUCUUUUCUUGAUCAGGGCAGUGAACAUGACAAAAAUGGAACUACAGGAUGAGCACUGCACUGUGGCUUCAGUUAGUGUUGGCUGCUGAUGGGAGCCCUAGGCUAAGGCAGGUGGGCUCCCAUAAAAUUUAAGGCCAAUGAACUCUACAAAGCAAGUCCGAGGCCAUCCCAGACUACAGAGCAAAGCCAUGCCUCAAAAACAAAAACAAAACAAAGAAAAAAAAGGCACAGUUUGGAUUAAGAACUUUAAUAGGGGCUAGGGAUGUAGCUCAGUUGACAGGAUACUGCCUAGAGUGCACAAAGCCCUGGAUUCAAUCUCUAAUACCACACAAAUUGUGUACGAUGGCACACUCCUGUAAUCUCAGCAUUCAGCAAGCAUAGGCAGGAGUUCAAAGGUCUUGGCUACAGAGAGUUUUCAAGGCUAGCAAGAACUACAGUAGACCCUGUCUAAAUUAAUCUUAGUCAUGACUGAAUGCAAUGGUAUACACCUGAGAACACUUGAGGGGCUCAAGCAGAUAGUUCCAGGUCAUGGGUGAGAGCAAACAUAACAACAAUAACCCCAUUAGGAGAACAGCCAGAUGGCUCAUUGUGUAAAGGCACUUGCUACCAAGCCUGACAACAGGACGUUUAUCCCCGGACACCCAGGUGGUAAGAGAACAGACUUACAAAUUCUGACCUCCACAUGUAUGCAUAUGUAAACACAAAGGAAGUAAAUAAAUAAUAUUGGGUUUGGUGGUACCUGCCUACAAUCCAAGGACUUAGGAGGCGGAGGAAGGAAGUUCAAUGCCAGCUUAAACUACAGAACGAGUUUAAGGUCAGUCUGGGCUAUCCGAACCCUGUCUCAAAGGAAAAAAACAAGUUGAUAUACUAGCUCAUACCUGUAAAUCUAACACGUGGUUGAGGCAGAAGGAUUACUCUGCCUAGGGUAGAGUAAGAAGUCUCAAAAAAAACCCAAACCAGUCAAUAGUGAGCAGGUAUUUCUGUUUGUUGUUUUGUUUGCACAGUAGACUUUAAAAUUUUUCUUCAAACCAUGAGGUAUGGAGGGAAAAAUUAGUUAUAGCUAGGAAGCUCUCACCCCAUUUAGGACUAUUCAAGUUUCACUAGUAGCCCUGGCUGGCCUGAAACUCUCUAUGGAGAGCUGGCUGGCCUCAAAUUUAAGAGAUCCACCACAUCCAGCUGGAAAGACUUUGUUUUUUUUAUUAAUACAAGGGGCAGUCCUUCAACCCUGAAGAAACUUUCCCGGGUCCUACUGUUAAAGCAAGGGCCUAGGAGUUAAGACCAUCUAUAACUAGCAGUAAAAUUCAUUACAAGGUACUCACAGGUAUCAAUGGCUAGUUAACCACCUACUUCAGAGCCUUACCUGGGCACAAUUUUAACUGACAGCUCAACUACAAAGCUAUCAUUUGAAGGUGUAGUCUGGAAAUCUUUAAGAAACAAGUUCAGUAAGAGAGCCUUUUAAAUGCUGGCAGUGCUAUAAUGUUAGGUUGUAAGUUUAUUCGAGGUCUCCCCUAUAUCCUAUAUAACACAUAAAGUAGAUCAAAACUGCCAUUUCUACUUAAGUACUUUCUGCAUCUACAGAAGAGAUGGCUUCAGUAACAAUGAGACAGUGGCACAGAAAAUACUCUUUUUAGUUUGUGGAACAAGACUUUAAAUGGGACAUGGUGUAGGCUUACAAAAAAAAAAAAAAAAAAAAUCACAUCGGAAUUAACUCCCUUUGCCCUUGUAGCACAGCCUCUUCGCCCCUAAGUUACGGCUCAGAUUUCAAAAUGCAAGCAGAUGUUUUUGAAGUACCCGAAAUGGGCCACUCCGUUUCUAUUACUGGACUGUAGUGACUGAAAUUAUUUUCUUUCCCCCAACCCUUCAAAGGGCAUAACCCCAUCCCUUUGGCGUGAAAUUUUGAAGUGGGGCGACACACUUCAGGAGUUUCCAAAAGCGGAUGCUGACGUUCGAGGUGACAGUAGUUAAAGACAUCAUCUGCUGCAAGAGUAGGAGAAGAUGGCCACUGUGAACCAUACCAACUGCAACACAGCGUCACCAGCUGCUCUGGAGGAGGCCAAGACUUCCGGUGGUCUUCGGAGCCCCCAGAUAGCCCAUGAGCCUCAUGACUUCGGUGGUUCCCAGCUUCUGCCAUCAGGACAGGAGAUCCAAUCAGAGGAUGAAGGGACUGUCCCCGCUGGCGAUGGCUCAAGUUGUAACAUUAGGGGUUCUCGAACCCAGAGCCCAGGGGGCUGUUCGGUGGAGGCGGUGCUGGCCCGAAAGAAGCACCGUAGGCGGCCAUCGAAGCGCAAGCGGCACUGGCGGCCCUACUUGGAGCUGAGCUGGGCCGAGAAGCAACAGCGAGAUGAGAGGCAGAGCCAGAGGGCCUCUCGGGUCCGUGAGGAGAUGUUCGCCAAAGGUCAGCCCCUGGCGCCCUACAACACCACCCAGUUCCUCAUGAAUGAUCGUGACCUGGAGGAGCCUAACCUCGAUGUGCUUCACGGGCCCUCCCACUCUGGCUCCGGUGGGGAGAACGAAGCAGGGGACAGUGAUGGGCAAGGCCGAGCCCAUGGGGAAUUUCAGCAGAGGGACUUCUCUGAGGCCUAUGAGCGGUACCACACUGAGAGCCUUCAGGGCCGCAGCAAGCAGGAGCUGGUGCGAGACUACCUGGAUCUAGAGAGGCGUCUGUCACAGGCUGAGCAGGAAACUCGGAGGCUCCGGCAGCUGCAGGGUUGCUCCAGCAGGCAACCCUGUCAACAGGUGGAAGAGCUGGCUGCUGAGGUGGAGAGGCUCAGAACUGAAAACCAGCGGCUGCGUCAGGAGAACGAGAUGUGGAACCGAGAGGGCGGCUACUGUGACCAGGAGAAACCAGCCUCAGAAGGGACCCCUUGGCCCAAGGUUGAAGCCCCAUUUCAGACCCACACAGGCCAGCUGGGUCAUAGGGAGGCAGGUGACAGAUGAAAGCUACUCCCUGUCUCCACUGAGAACUGCUAAGACAAGGUCAGAGUUUCCCCUGCCAUUUUCAUGGUUGGAUCUUUAAUGUCAUCUAACUUUUUACACAGCAAUUAAACAACCUUGUGAGAGCCAGUGAGAGUGGCUACAAUUGAUUUCA
Molecule: messenger RNA, 9972 nt
Organism: Mus musculus (house mouse)
Lineage: Eukaryota; Metazoa; Chordata; Mammalia; Rodentia; Muridae
Gene: Hexim2
Product: hexamethylene bis-acetamide inducible 2
Exons: 3
Coding region: 8880-9821 (313 amino acids)
Biological process (GO): negative regulation of G2/M transition of mitotic cell cycle; negative regulation of DNA-templated transcription; negative regulation of transcription by RNA polymerase II
Cellular component (GO): nucleoplasm; nuclear speck; nucleus
Molecular function (GO): cyclin-dependent protein serine/threonine kinase inhibitor activity; identical protein binding; snRNA binding
Source: RefSeq, a predicted model, not a curated record